Messenger RNA from Seminavis robusta, 1875 nucleotides. The record is from the annotation of a GenBank genome assembly. NCBI's taxonomy places the organism in Eukaryota, Bacillariophyta, Bacillariophyceae, Naviculales, Naviculaceae.
AUGAACGCCAAUGCCAAGAUCCUUUUGGCCUUUCUUCUUGGUUCCCUUGGAGGCUUCGUCCUUGCUCCCUUUGCCUUCAAAUCUAAUUCCACGGGUUUUGUCGGUGAGCUCUCCUUGGAGGCUGCUGCCAUUGACAGUUCCAGCUCUGAUUUCGAUUCGCUUGCGGAAAAGACCGCCCAACUUGCCACCAAAACCAACCAGCUUGCCACCAAGACCAACCAACUUGCCACCAAAACCAACCAAGUGACGAGUCUGUCCAACCAACUUGCCACCAAGACUAGCCAACUUGCUACAAAGAUCAACCAAGUGACGAGUCUGACCAACCAACUUGCCACCAAGACCAGUCAGCUUGCUACAAAGACGGCUGAUCUAGCCAAACUGACAGCAGACCAUGCGGAACUUGCCGCCAAGUGGGCCAACCUUCCCAACUUGCUCCAGAACAGAGUGGUGAAUCCAAUUGUCGGAUCUGUUUCAGCUGCAACAUCCAAGAUCACCGAGAUUGAGUCCUUUGCCGAUGGUGUGGCGGACGAUAUUGUGGAGUUCAUCAAGGAUCUUAAUUUCAUUCCGGCCAGUGGUGCUCAGCUGGCUGGCAAGAUUUCCGAAGCCCUUGCAGAGCCCUUUAAAGAGCCACUCUGUGUUCCCUGGACAUGUCUUGCAGAGAAAUUUGGUUUGCAGCUGGAGGAUAUCGUGUUGUACUCCACCCCCAAGGUCAGCAUUGGCACAGACUUGUACCCUAGUACUUGUAUCCAGUUUGGAGCAUUCAAGUUAAAAGCGGCUGGUCUUGACAAGUUGCUGAGUCAUGUCCGCGAUCUUGCUUUGGAUAUCUACAAACAAGUUCACGGGGAGGUGAAAGAGGAGAUCACAAAGGCAAUGAAUGCCAUCAAGGACAAGGUGAACUAUGUUUCCGACAAACUCCAAUCCAUUGAUGUGGUUGCCAAGGGUGCCAAGAACUUGCUUGGGCUCAAUGACAGGCGACGCAUGCUGGAAGCCACGUUUGAGGAUGGGCAUCAAGCGUAUAUUGAUCACGUCAUUGAAACAGCCCAUGUCAAGGGGGCAGCCCGUUUUGAAGAGCUGUAUGCCCAAAGGGUGCAAGAAAUGUUCCAUGAGAGAAAGUUGGGAGAGAAGGGGUCCGAUUUUAUUGAUUUUGACUCCUUGGAGCUCAUUUUCACGCAAGACUUCAACCAGACGUUCUCUUUGGAUUCCUCCGACAGAACUGGCUUUGCGGACAGCAUCUUUGAUGAAGCCCUGGAGCACUUUCAAAUCAUCCCUGUCCCCCCUUUUCAAGGCGCCGUCAAUAUCGUGCUGACGGGAUCUCUCAAGGCGGCAAUGCCCUAUGCCAUGGCCAUUGAAGGAGCCGCCAAGGCAUCGUUUGGGUAUGGCAUUGGAGAGACACAGGUGAUCUUGGACUUGGCCAAGGGAACAGUGAAAACGAAACGAAACGAUUUCUACACGGACAUUGAUAUUGACGCUUCUGUGGGACUGUCUGGUUACAUGGCAUUGAAUUUUGCCGCAUCCACCAGCGUGGCUCUUUGUAUGGGCCAAACUCAAAAUGCCUGUGUCACCGUCUCUGUGGAUGCCCACCAAGAGGCUGCGGCAGGCUUCGACGCCGUGGCAGGACUGAGCUACGGCGACUACUUGACCAAGUCUUUGACGACCAUGUACACGGACGAAUUGGAUUAUCAGAAGCAGCCCCGUUGCAAUGACCGAUUGUCGGUUGGUGUUGGGUACUGGCAGUACGUCAAGGCACCUUACGUGACAGUCGCCAUUACGGGUCCCACUUGCUGCAAGGAACGCAGUGAUGUCCUUUACGAAUACCAGGGCGACAUUUUGCAGCGCACCAUUCACAGCCACUGCCUUGGCACGGACUACAAAUAA